AUGCCCGAACUGCCGUCUUAUAAUAUACCAGGAGCCUUCCCUUUGGAUAGCUCAACACCAUUUACCAACAAACGAUUAAUGAGUGUCGUCAACGAAACAGUACAACAUCAAAUGGAAGCCAAAUUUAUUUCAAAUCAAUUGGUCACUCGCAAAACUAAAUACCAACAUGAAAUUUUAUACCAACUUGAGGCUCUAUGCUAUAUCCUUAUAUUUUACCAACUUGUCAAGUAUUGUCACUAUGCGUGCCUUAUUCCAUUUCUAAGUCACAUUUUAGUGUUAUUGGCACUAAACCCCAGAAUUAUCACCAGUUCAAAUUCAAGAACAGUAUUGGAUAUCUUGUUUGAAGAUGCAGAUGCAGACACCAGAAGAAGCACAUUGGAGCGUAAACUCCCUGAUUAUAGCUACAUGAUGUAUGCCAAGACCCUAUUUGUUCUCUUAUACCACACACUUUUCAUCACUACAUGGGGAGUUUCAUUAGUAAAUCGAGAAAAACUAUCAACGAUACAAUAUGGAACAUGGUGGUUCAUAUCAUUCAUUGGAGAAAAUGUACCCGAUAUUUCCCCUGAUGCAUCUACAUGGAGCAAAAUUGUCGAGCUUGGAUUAUUCCAACUAUUAUUUGUUGAUCUACUAAUUCUUUUCAUUCAAUUAGUUUUGUUUCAAUGCAUAUACUAUCAAAGUUCGCUACUAGGUCUAAGUGGCAGAAGUAUAAAUGAAGCUGAAGUUUGUGUUAUUAGAGGAAGUGAGUUAAAUACUGGUGUUCAAGGCGAUGAAAGUUUAGAUGGGGAUCAACUGGGGGUAUUUACGGCGUUGGUUGUACAGUUGUAUGAAAACUUCGAGAUACUGGGGAUGUUUAGGUGGGAGUAA
This is a messenger RNA of Lodderomyces orthopsilosis Co 90-125, 864 nucleotides long. RefSeq lists its product as uncharacterized. The record is from RefSeq and is a predicted model, not a curated record. NCBI's taxonomy places the organism in Eukaryota, Fungi, Ascomycota, Pichiomycetes, Serinales, Debaryomycetaceae. The transcript has a single exon. The coding region runs from base 1 to 864 and encodes 287 amino acids.